Molecule: messenger RNA, 511 nt
Organism: Rosa chinensis
Lineage: Eukaryota; Viridiplantae; Streptophyta; Magnoliopsida; Rosales; Rosaceae
Exons: 3
Coding region: 59-511 (150 amino acids)
Source: RefSeq, a predicted model, not a curated record
CCCAAAAUCCCAAUUCUGAAACCCUAAAAUCCUCACCCCGAUUUUGCAUAUCUCAACCAUGGCGUAUGUAGAUCACCCAUUUUCGAUUACCGACGUCAUUGUCGUCGGCACCCUCAUGGCCUAUAAUCGCGUCGGUGGCGAAAAAGCUCACGGUACCCUAAUAUCCUUCUACUCUCACAGUGGUGACGCAGCGAAGCAAUACAUGCAGAAACAAAUUGAGAUAUUGAGGACAAAGUCUCACUGGAAGAAAGAAUAUUUUUAUUUGUGGGAUGAGGAAUGUCUUUGCAAUUCUUGGUGGGAUCUUGUUCAUUCCAGGUUCGAUCUAUUACACACGGAUUGCUUAGCCAUGCUUACAAAUGAUACAAGGGCUUCUCUUUCUCCAAUAUACCGCCUAUGUAGCAGCGGUUCCUUUACCUUGCUUCAACUUCACAUCACACAAAUGGUGGAGGGGGUUCUGCUGUCAUUCCCAUUGAAGAAUAUGGAACUGAGUUUAAGCCCAAGAAGGCUGUGA